AUAAAAGUCCGUGAUUGAGUUUUCAUCAGAUCGAAGCUUGCCAGGGAAUAUUUACUACUAAAUAGAAAACAACGUCACAGCUCUUUGAAUGAAUUUGUUAAUAGCAACUAGUUUGGUUCUCUUGCUUGCUGACAUCAAUGUGACCAGCAGCCGUGCACGACAUUCAAUCGGUAGAUUCAUCAAGAGAAUUAUUAAUGGCACCAAUGCCGAACUUUACGACAAUCCUUACCAGGUUGGGUUAUUUGUUCGAGGGAAAAAGGAAUGGAACCUGCUAUGUGGAGGAACCCUGAUUAAACCUGAUAAAGUCCUUACCGCUGCCCACUGCAUGGAGGAUGAAACUGCUAUGAAUACCAAAGUAGCUGUUGGUUUGUUAGACAGCGUGGGAGCACCCACUCAGUACGAGCAAUUCAUCUACGUCAAGAACAUCAAAAUACAUGAAGGCUAUGAGAACGUGGCUAGCGACCUGGCCAUUCUGACACUGGCCACUCCAGCGAUACUUAACAACAACGUGAAGGUGGCACAAUUAGCGGAUGAUAGCUCAAACUUUGUUGAUACACCCUGCAUCAUAAGUGGAUGGGGUAGAAACAACUAUUCAGACAAUGCAUUUCCAAAUAGGCUCCAGAAAACAUCGGUAAUGUUACUCUCACAAGAAGAAUGCAUAUAUUAUUGGAGUGAUCAAAGCGAGGGGAUAGACAACAAAGAGUUUGUGUGCGUCGCAAGUGAACAAGGUGACAGCACUAGCUGUAAUGGCGAUAGUGGCGGCCCUUUGUUGUGUGGCCCAAAGCUGGAUAAGCUGGUUGGAGUCCUUUCCUUCGGGACAACAAAUUGUCCUAGGGAUUAUCCUGUCGUGUACACAGAUGUGACACAGUACUACAGAAGUUGGAUCGAGAAGAAUUCUUAAAUUAUCGUCGUCGAUUCGAAGAAUGAAAUAUUAUUACAUAACAAUAA
Molecule: messenger RNA, 948 nt
Organism: Biomphalaria glabrata
Lineage: Eukaryota; Metazoa; Mollusca; Gastropoda; Planorbidae
Product: CUB and peptidase domain-containing protein 2-like
Exons: 6
Coding region: 89-901 (270 amino acids)
Biological process (GO): proteolysis
Molecular function (GO): serine-type endopeptidase activity
Source: RefSeq, a predicted model, not a curated record